AUGGAUGAUGAUGAACCUCUUCAAAUCCCCAUCAUCGAUCCUCGGGUGGAAAGGGAUAUACCGUUGGCGGAGUCUGUAGAAGAACAGGAAUCCGACGUCUACGUCGCGCGCCACAACUCCAUCAUGAAUGCUUUGGGCGCGCAGGUGGAUGGGGCAUUAGCAGAGGCCGAUGUCUCCCUCUAUACGCUAAGUAAGGGAUUGGCGUUCGAAGUGGCAUUGUGUAACCCAAUUAGCGGCGAUCUAGCUAUUCGCGGACGACCUCCAGGGCUGAUGGAGUGGCGUAAGAGUAUCCAGCACGAGGCGGGCGUAUCCAACGGCGACGCGUUACAUUUGCUUUUGAAGGAUUCACGGGCUUAUAAUCGCCUGAUGGGCUCCCACUACAUGGACCUCUAUGUCGACGAUGGAGCGAUGCGGCAGCAAUGUCAAGCGUGGAUCAGCCGAUGUGGAGAGCGGUUGCUCACCGCGGGUGAGUGGUGGAAAGAGGCUGCUAGCCUCCAAAUUCUCGAUGGAGCGAUCGCGCGAGCCGACGAGGCCGCCCAGCUCUACUUCAGCACUCUUGUGAGCACAUUUCUGUUAUCCCAGAGCAUCGAUUCACCGCAGAGUAGGCUAUUAGGGAGGUCGAUGAUGUCGAUGCUUUUCCCGAACUGCAGUCGCAUGAUCCCCCAGCUCUCGUCGACCUCGUACAGAAUCUGA
This is a messenger RNA of Peniophora sp. CBMAI 1063, 693 nucleotides long. NCBI's taxonomy places the organism in Eukaryota, Fungi, Basidiomycota, Agaricomycetes, Russulales, Peniophoraceae. The record is from the annotation of a GenBank genome assembly.